Dovyalis caffra is the source of this 573-nucleotide messenger RNA. The record is from the annotation of a GenBank genome assembly. NCBI's taxonomy places the organism in Eukaryota, Viridiplantae, Streptophyta, Magnoliopsida, Malpighiales, Salicaceae.
AUGGAGCUUCGAAGACCGAGUGAGAACUUGGGUGGCAACAUGGGCGUUCGAACAUCAAAUCUACCUUUGAAUUUGAAAGCCUUGUCCAAUACUAUGGUAGUUCUAAGUCCGCAAGUUUGGCAGCCUUGGUUACAGUACGUGUCACCUUUUUGCCAUCUUCUUUCGCUAUAUCUUUUUCCUUCUGGAGGAUCCACGGUCGACUGGGGAUUGUUUGUUGAUGGGCCUGGGCUUUGCAAAUUGGGUGUUAUAAGCUUGGGGGAGCCCUUUUGUAUGAGGGGUUGGGGGUUGUGGGGUGGUGGUGUCUGCAUGUGCCAAGCCUCCAUCGUCAGGGCUUUGAGAACUAGAUUCAGGCAUGUAUUGGGGGUGGACACACACGGACCGGCCCUUAAAAUAAAAACGGGCAAAUGGACAUUGCUGGCACAAUUUUCGGCCAGAAUAUCCAGACAGCACAAAACCCUAUGUCAACUGGUUUGUUGGGUUUUAAAUCUACCUUGGAAACUUGAAAGCCUUGUCCAAUUUUGGCAGUUCAUAUUCCACAACUUUCGCAGCAGCCUCGGCUCCAGUUUCGUCUAG